Messenger RNA from Aureobasidium vineae, 918 nucleotides. The record is from the annotation of a GenBank genome assembly. NCBI's taxonomy places the organism in Eukaryota, Fungi, Ascomycota, Dothideomycetes, Dothideales, Saccotheciaceae.
AUGGGCGCAUUGCACGAGGGUCACAUCUCAUUAAUGCGCCAGGCCGCCGCUGAGAACACCGAUGUCUUCGUGAGCAUCUACGUCAACCCUACCCAGUUCGGCGUCAACGAGGAUCUUGACAGCUACCCAAAGACAUGGCAAGAGGAUAUGGACAAGCUACAGGCUCUCAACAAGGAAUUGAAUGGUCAGACUGGUUCUGGACGCAUCACUGCUGUUUUUGCACCCAUCACCAAGGUCAUGUACCCGACAUUGCCGCCAUCAUCCGAGAUCACAGGCCCAGGAUCCUUCGUCACAAUCACCNCCUUGGGGAGCCUGCUCGAAGGUGCCUCGCGCCCAGUUUUCUUCCGCGGUGUUGCUACCGUUUGUAUGAAGCUUUUCAACAUUGUUAUGCCCGAACGUGUCUACUUUGGACAAAAAGACGUCCAGCAAACGGUUGUCAUCAAGCGCAUGGUGAAAGACUUUCACCUCGACACCGAGGUCAAGAUCGGACCUACAGAGCGUGAGGCUGAUGGCUUAGCUUUGAGCUCGAGGAACGUCUAUCUAGGCGCAAGGAGAAGGGAAGUGGGUGUGGUCUUAUCGCGUGCUCUCAAAGCCGCCGAGGGGAAGUACUUGCAAGGGAAACGUCUUCGUGCCGACAUCCUAUGGCCCGCUAAUGAGGUCUCGUCGAGUAAGAUGAUGGAACAGGAUGACUUGCCUCUGUCAAAGCGUGCGCGGGUUGAGGUGGACUACAUCUCUCUGGCCGAUCCAGACACCAUGGAGGAGGUUGAGGUUGUGGAUGCCUCGAAGGGUGCUAUUCUUAGUGGAGCUAUCAAAAUGCUGCCUAUUGAAGAACCUCAAGAAGGAGAGGAUUGCGGUCUCGGCGGCGGCGCUGUCCCCGUCAGAUUGAUCGAUAACAUUAUCUUGCAGCCGAUAAAAUAA